GAGUCAUUUGUCAGUUUUGCAGGGUGGUCCUUCAGGCUGUUCAUUGAGGAGGAGAAAAAGUGCGUCCAGAUGCCAGAGAGGCACAGCUGUGCGGCGUAAACGCGCGUCUGAUCGCUCCGCAACUGAGAAAAGCGCACUUUCUGCGCUGGACAAAACUCCUUCAGGAGUUUCAAAGUAGCGGAGGACUGGGAUAUGACAAUCCACACGCUUUGGAGAAACCCCAGCAGACUUGGAACGAAUGCAUUUGUUGUGUUGGGCGUCUGAAGCGUCUGUUUGCAGCACCAUGAUCUCUCCUGUCAACAGGUAAGACGACAAACCUGACGCACGAUCCGCUGCUUUGAGGGAGAGUAAACCAUGUGUGAGGAGAACUGAGGAACCUGUCCUGACUGAGCUGACCUGAGCGACAUCUUCGGGAUUAUCUGGACUCUAAAGUUCUCCGGUCUUUGCUUACCAUGAGGACUAGACUAGACUAGGCUGAAGUGAAUCCGGGCUCCGGAGGGCCGGAGCGGAUCAUGUCCUGUGGCCGAAGUCUGCAGAAAGACUGCACCUGAAGAUCUCUGGAAGCAGAUUUCUCAAUUCAGCAUCUGAGCUCACGUAUAUUGUGAUACGAUGGCCUCGGAGGUGGUGUGUGGACUCAUAUUCAGAUUGCUCCUGCCAGUGUGUCUCGCUGCAGCAUGUUUGUUCCGGUACAACUGGCUGUCCUUCGUCUACCUCAUCUACCUCUUACUCAUCCCACUCUUUGCAGAGCCGACAAAGACAACAAUGCAGGGCCACACAGGGCGUUUGCUGAAAUCCCUGUGUUUCACCAGUAUGACGUUUUUGCUGCUGCACAUCGUCUACCAAAUCACAAUCAACAGUCUGUUAGCAGGAGACAACAUCGAACCUAACUUCAACUGUUCAUCGUGGGAGAGAUCAAUACGGCAGUUGGGCUUUGAAAGUGUCCGAGGUGCAGACGCCGGGAACGGGAUCCGAGUGUUCAUCCCUGACAUCGGCAUGUUCGUGGUCAGUUUGGUCACGUGGCUCCUGUGCCGCAGUCUGGAGAAGCCGCCGCUGAAGGACGUGUCACAGCACAACAGCGACUUUGAGGUGGACAAUCAGGAAAAGGAGGAUGAGGAAGAAGACAAGAAAAGCGAGAAACUGGAGCUUGAGGAUGAGCUGCUGUUCGAGGACUUUGAGCUGGGUGAUGAAGACUGUGAACUUCCUGAGGAGGAGGAAGUAGACGUAGAGGACGGAGAACUUGAGGAGGUGGACGUCGAAGAAAGUACCAAAAUGAGGAUCCUGCGGCAAAUAGCAGACGUGGCGUCCAAACUCAAGGAAAUCGUUGGCAAUCUGAUUACCACUGCAGGAAAAGUAGUCGUAACCAUAUUAUUGGGCCUCACAGGUAUGAUGUUGCCUUCUCUGACCUCCACUGUGUAUUUCUUCACCUUCCUGGGUCUGUGCACCUGGUGGUCUUUCUGCCGCACGUUCGACCCGCUCCUCUUCAGCUGUCUGUGCGUCCUGAUGGCCAUCUUCAGCGCCGGACACCUCAUCAUGCUCUACCUCUACCAGUUCCAGUUCUUUCAAGAGGCCGUUCCGCCCGGAAACAGUUACGCCAGUCUGUUUGGCAUCUCUCCUGUGGUUCAGACGGACUGCUCUCACACCUGGAUGUUCAGAGUCAAUCCUAAACUGGAGUGGCACCACUUUGUCAAUCCCAUCAUGCUCUUGGUGUUGUAUUACACUCUGGCCACGCUCAUCCGCCUUUGGCUGCAGGAGUCAGAAGACACGGAGGUCAAAGAGAAAGAAGGAGAGGCCGAGGAGCGAGAGGAACCAGAAUCUCCUGAAAGCAAUACGGCCGUCUACACCGCAGACAAGAAGAGGCAGCUGUGGCGAAUGGCUCACUAUCGCACAGAUGAGAGACAUCUGCUCACCACACAGGACGGCUACACCACACCGGAGGUAUUGAUCGUAACAUCAAACGGAGCCUCGCUGGACUUCACGUCGGUCCCUCAUGAGAACGGCCCGAAGUCUGUGGAGCUCUACUCAACCCCUCAUUAUAGACCCGGCCAACUAGAGCCUGAUCCGCAGAAAAUGGACUGCGGUGUUUACAAGAUUGACUCAACGUACGUUGAGCUUCCCGAGGUUCCCCAGCCGUUCGGUGUUGUGCGUGUGAACGCUGUGGUUAAGGCCUUCAGGUUCAUAAUGAAGCAGAGCUACAUCUGCGCUCUCAUCGCCAUGAUGGCUUGGAGCAUCACGUACGUGAGCUGGCUGACCUUCGUCUUCCUCAUCUGGUCGUGUAUUCUGUGGAUGGUGAGGGACCGGAGGAAAUACUCAAUGAUCACCUCUCCGUUCAUGGUGUUUUAUGGGAACUUGCUCAUCAUCCUGCAGUACAUCUGGAGCUUUGAGUCGCUGCAGCCGGUUCCUGGACUCUUCUUGAAGAAAGAAGUGCCUUUCCGGGAACUGGGAUCUAAAACUUUGUGCCUCCUCAGUUUCUGGCUGUUGGUGAGGCAGUUUUUGACUGAGAGGAGAGAGAAACAGACAGAUGAAACCCAGCUGUCUGACGUCAAAGUGGAGGGACACACAAUCGAGUGUUUGGAGGAAGAGGCCGGUGGACACAGAGAGAUGAUGGACGUGUUGGGCCGUACAGUCAUGGCGAUGCUCAACAAAUACUGGAUCUACAUCUGUGGAGGAAUGUUCUUCUUCGUUAGCUUUGAGGGACGCAUCGUCAUGUACAAGAUCAUUUACAUGAUGAUGUUCCUCUUCUGCGUGGCACUUUAUCAGUUGCACUAUGAGAGGUGGCGCUGGAUGCUGAAGUAUUUCUGGAUGUCAGUGGUGGUUUACACCAUGCUGGUUCUCAUUCUGGUCUACACCUUCCAGUUCGAGUCCUCCAUAAACGUGUGGUCCAACAUGACAGGCAUGAGCAGAGAGAAGCUGGAAGAUCUCGGUCUGGAGAAGUUCUCGGUUCCUGCUCUGUUCACGCGGAUCUUCAUUCCCACCUCUUUCCUGCUGGUCUGCAUCCUGCACCUGCACUAUUUCCACGAGCGCUUCCUGGAGCUCACCGACAUCAAAUCUGUGGCUGACAAACAAAAGAGCACUAUCUCCAGGCUUGUUCAUCUGGAUGGCAGUCUGGUGGACAUUUCCAUGGUCAAACCUUCAUUUAACUCCUCCAUAAACGAGGAGGGGAUUGAGGAGAGAGAAGAGCUGGAGAAAGAGGAAGAUGAUGUUAAACAGAGGGAGGAAGAGAAGAUCUCCGAGCCAGACUUCAUGCCUGAAACCUUCAGCUGCCCGAUGACAGCAGAUCCUGUGCCGGACCAGGGAUCAGAGCUGAGGAAUAAGUGGCACCUGGUGGUGGAGCGUCUGACGGUGCUGUUCCUGAAGUUCCUGGAUUACGUGCAAAAGCUGCAGCUCUUCAUCUGGUGGCUGCUGGAGCUUCACAUCAUCAAGAUCGUCUCGUCCUACAUCAUUUGGGUCUCAGUCAAAGAGGUGUCGCUGUUUAACUACGUGUUUCUGGUGAGCUGGGCCUUCGCUCUGCCGUUCAGCCAGUUCAGACCAUUGGCGUCAAGCGUCUGCACCGUCUGGACCUGCGUCAUCAUCGUCUGCAAAAUGCUGUACCAGCUCACCUCCAUCAACCCGUCCACAUACUCCAAGACCUGCAGCAUGGUGAGCCGCUCGCUCGCGCUCCUCAGCACACGCGGGACGCGCAAACGCUCUCGUUCUGACCGAGUCUGUGAUUCUCUCCUCCAGCCUGAUAACUACACAGACGCUCAGCGCUUAGACAUGGCCAAAUCUCUGCUCUACAGCAGCCCAGUGGAUCCCGCCAACUGGAUCGGCCUCAGGAAGUUCUCGCCGUUACUGGAGAAUCUGAGGAAUAACUUACUGAUGCUGGCUCUUCUGGCAUUUGAAGUGACCAUUUACCGGCACCAGGAUUUCUACCGUAUGAAAAACAACCUCACCCCUCCGGUCACAAGAACCAUUUUUCACAACAUCACACGGCAACAUCUGGACGACGGCAUCGUCAACUGCGCCAAAUAUUUCAUCAACUACUUCUUCUACAAAUUUGGUCUUGAGACCUGUUUUCUGUUAGCGGUGAAUGUGAUCGGCCAGCGGAUGGAUUUCUAUGCCAUGCUGCACGCGUUCGGUCUGAUUGCGGUGAUGUAUCAGCGCAGGAGAAAAGCCAUCGCCCAUGUCUGGUCCAAAUAUUGCUGUUUCCUGGCCUGCAUGUUGGCCUUCCAGUACCUGAUGUGCAUCGGGAUCCCUCCUGCCGCCUGCACGGACUAUCCAUGGAGACGUCCGUCUUCCAGCAUGGAUUCAAACGUCAUCAAGUGGCUCUACUUCCCCGACUUCCACACCAAACCCAACUCCCUGUUCCUCCUCUAUGACUUCAUGUUGCUGCUGUGCGCGUCGCUGCAGGGCCGCGUGUUUGAGGAGGAGAAUUUGACGGCCGUGCAACUGUUGGCGGGUGAUAAUGUGGAGAUCUGUCGAGAUCUGGACGCCGCCAGCUUCAGCCAGCACAACCCUGUGCCCGACUUCAUCCACUGCAGGUCGUAUUUGGACAUGCUGAAGGUGAUCAUGUUCAGCUAUCUGUUCUGGUUCGUCCUGACCAUCAUCUUCAUCACGGGCACCACACGCAUCAGCAUCUUCUGUAUGGGAUACCUGGUCGCCUGUUUCUACUUCUUGAUCUUUGGGGGCGAGCUCUUGCUGAAGCCAAUCAAAAGCAUCCUUCAUUACUGGGACUUCCUCAUAGCAUACAACGUCUUUGUAAUCUCCAUGAAAAACAUUCUCUCAAUAGCGGCGUGUGGAUAUAUAAAAGCGCUGGUGGCCAAUCACUGCUGGCUGAUCCAGUUGUUCAGUCUGGCCUGCACUAUAAAAGGAUAUUCAAAACCGGAGCAGAACGCAAAUAAACAGUGCGAGCUGCCGAGUGAUGAGGCCGGUAUCAUCUGGGACAGCAUCUGCUUCGCUUUUCUCCUGCUGCAGAGGCGAGUUUUCAUGAGCUACUACUUCCUGCACGUCGUAGCUGACAUCCGUUCCUCUCAGGUCCUCGCCUCCAGAGGAGCGGAGUUGUUUCAGGCAACCAUUGUGAAGGCGGUUAAAGCCAGAAUAGAAGAAGAGAAGAAAUCCAUGGACCUACUGAAGAGACAGAUGGACCGCAUCAAGAGCCGACAGCAGAAGUUUAAGAGAGGCAAAGAGAGGAUGCUGUCUUUGGCUCAGGAAAGCGGGGAAAGUCAAUCGGUAGUCAAGGAGGAAGAGGAGGAGGAUGAAGGAGAGAACAGCAAAGAGAAGAAGAAAGGCAAAAGGAAGCAGUGGUGGAAGCCUUGGGUUGAUCAUGCAUCCAUGGUCCGAAGUGGCAAUUAUUACUUAUUCGAGACUGAUAGUGAGGAAGAGGAAGAAGACGAGGACAAAAAGGAUGAGGAACCACCCAAAAGAUCGGCGUUCCAGUUUGUGUAUCAUGCCUGGAUAACUGACUCGAAAACUGCCAUGAAAGAGCGAAGUAAGGAGAGACGGCGAUUCUGGCAAAGGUACACGGAGGGCAGCACAAACAAGAAGGACCAGAAGGAAGCAGUGCAUGUAUCCAUUGAGGAAGAAGAGCAGGAGGAAGGUGUUACAGAGGAGGAGGCAUCUGAAGGUCCAGAUAACAUCCUGAAGCGAGUGUUUAACAUCGUGAAGUUCUCCUGGGUUCUCUUCCUGGCCCUACUGGACAGUUUCACCGCCUGGCUCAACUCUAUCUGCCAGGAACACAUCGAUAUCUCCACCGUCUUGCGCAUUGAGCGCUGCAUGCUCACUCACGAGGUCAAAAAGGGAAACAUUCCAUCGCGGGACAGCAUCCACAUGUACUACCAGAGGCAGAUGUGCAGGCCAGCGUCCACCGAGUCCAUCCUGGACAGAACUGAGGACGUGUACUCGGACUUCAGCCCUCUGCAGAGCCAGGCUUACGGGACGGACGGCGUAGAGUCAGAUGUCUCUAGAGAAAACCUGUCCAGCGUGUACACAGAAUCCACUGUGCUGUGUGAAUCCACACUGGACCAGGCUGAUGAAACCAGCGACUGCGUUCUCAAAACCAGCCAGCGAGCGCGACCUAGACUCUGCCGCCUGCCUAGUGUGGAUGUGCAGUCGUCUGCAGACAGUGCAGCGUCAAGUGAGCGCACGCAGUGCACUGAGCUCUACUCACGGCAGGGCACCGGUGACACCGUCGAGGAGGCCGAGAGCCACCGGGAACUCAGAGAGCAUCCGGACAAACUCUGGAGCAGCACUUCAGACCUGCCGCCUCCUUCUCCGGACCGCCGGAUGCUCCAGGGAGCCGCGGCAAGCGCGGAAUGGGACAGCAUUCUGGCGGCGGAGCAGGUGUGCUGGACGCAGGGCGGGGCGGACAUCCCUCCCUCGUACAGUAAAGCCACGGGCCUGGAUUCGGUGUGUGACGCGGCGUGUCGUGCGGACGGCAAGAAGCUGAGGAUCCAAACACCAGAUGACAAGAGCGCCGACACUCUGCUCUCAGUGAGCCAUCAGCUGACGGCCAGUGAGCUGCUGCAGAGCAGGAUGUUCUAUGACGAGGAGCUGGAGGCGUCUGAACAUUUCUACCGGUCUCAGCCGCAGUUCCUCCAGCUCUGCUACUCUCUCUAUAACAUGCUGGUGGCUCAUUCUGAAAUGGUGUGUUACCUGGUCAUCAUCCUCAACCACAUGAUCUCAGCAUCGGUGGCCACGCUGGUGCUGCCCAUCCUCAUCUUCCUCUGGGCCAUGCUGUCGGUUCCCCGGCCCAGCAAACGCUUCUGGAUGACGGCCAUCGUCUACACUGAGGUCACCAUAGUGAUCAAGUACUUCUUCCAGUUUGGCUUCUUUCCAUUUAACCAAAGCAUAGAGCUGGACAAAUCCAAACCGUUCCACCCGCCCAACAUCAUCGGUGUGGAGAAGAAAGAGGGUUACGUCCACUACGACCUGGUGCAGCUCCUCGCGCUUUUCUUCCAUCGAUCCAUUCUGAAGUGCUACGGGCUUUGGGAUGAAGACAAGCCAGGGUCAGGAGGUCAGACUGCGAGCUCUCAACACGCUGAUUCAGACAGUGAAGAGAAAGCUCAGUCCCGGCCAGAGAAGAGUCCCGCUGACGUCUCACCCGUCUCCACACACGUACGGCUGCCCAGAAAACACCUUUACGCCAAUGCCGCGGUGCACCGGCAGAGCUCCAGCAUCUCUCAGCGCUCGGCCCGCUCGAAAACAGGCAGCACGGGCACCAGGACGAGUUUGCGUCGCGCCGGCAGUUCACUGAGCGCUCAACAGAAAAGCCGCAAGGAGCUCGUUUUGGAGAAGCUCAGAGAACAGAUGAUCAAAGCGAAGCGUUUUACGGUCAAAACGGUUCUGGAUAUCUACAUUCCCAUUCGGCAGUUCUUCUAUAACCUGAUCCACCCAGAGUACAGCGCUGUGACUGACGUUUACGUGCUCAUGUUUUUGGCCGACACGGUCGACUUCAUCAUCAUUGUUUUUGGAUUUUGGGCUUUUGGGAAACACUCUGCCGCGGCUGACAUCACGUCGUCCCUGUCAGAGGAUCAGGUUCCCGAGGCGUUUCUGGUGAUGGUGCUGAUCCAGUUUGGGACCAUGGUGGUGGAUCGUGCGCUGUACCUGAGGAAGACCGUGAUGGGGAAGGUCAUCUUCCAGGUCAUCCUGGUCUUUGGCAUUCACUUCUGGAUGUUCUUCAUUCUCCCAGGGGUCACUGAGAGGCGUUUCAGUCAGAACACAGUUGCUCAGCUCUGGUAUUUUGUGAAGUGCAUCUACUUCGGUCUGUCGGCCUAUCAGAUCCGCUGCGGUUACCCCACCCGCGUCCUGGGCAACUUCCUGACCAAGAGCUAUAAUUACGUCAAUCUCUUCCUCUUCCAAGGGUUCCGGUUGGUUCCGUUCCUGACGGAGCUGCGGGCGGUGAUGGAUUGGGUGUGGACCGACACCACGCUCAGUCUGUCCAGCUGGAUCUGUGUGGAGGACAUCUACGCUCACAUCUUCGUGCUCAAGUGCUGGAGGGAGUCUGAGAAAAGAUAUCCUCAGCCUCGAGGACAGAAAAAGAAGAAGGUGGUGAAAUACGGGAUGGGAGGGAUGAUCGUGAUGCUGCUCAUCUGUAUUGUCUGGUUUCCUCUGCUCUUCAUGUCUCUGGUCAAAUCCGUGGCUGGAGUCGUCAACAAACCGCUCGACGUGUCUGUCACCAUCACACUGGGCGGAUUUCAGCCCAUCUUCACGAUGAGUGCGCAGCAGAAUCAGCUGAAGGACGUCACUGACAGAGAUUUCAAAAGCUUCAUGAAUUCAUACAGACACAUUCCUAGUGCACUGCAGUUUUUGGAGGCCUAUACAGCGGAGGACGUGACUGUGGCUGAGCUGGAAGGAAGCUCGAACUCUCUCUGGACCAUCAGCCCUCCCAGCAGGAAGAACCUGAUGGACGUCCUGAGCAAAGAGGACCAGUUUCCUGUUACCAUGUACUGGAGCAUCCAGAGGAAUCUGAGUCUGGGAGCAAAGGCUGAAUUUGCAGUGGACAAACACAUCACGUAUCUUGACAUGAACACUAGACAAGAGCUGAUAGCGUUACUCAACGGAACCAGAAAUAAACCUGUGGUCAUAGAGCAAGUAUUUCCCUGCUUCAUUCGAGCACCGAGUGACUCAAACGCCAAACCGAUAGAUCAGCUUUAUACAGAUGACGGUUAUAAGAGCAUCCAGCUGGACUUGGAGAGGACGCAUAACGGCAGUGAGGACAUUCAGGAGUGGUGGAUCGUGGACCAGCCGUCGGCCGGGAAGAUCCAGAUGAGAUCCGAGUCAAAGCUGGAGAAGAAGAGAGAAGCGGGACUGCAGCUGUACGUCUUCAGUGAUAAAGUCAGUCCUCCCAGCCUGGGCUUCCUGGCAGGUUAUGGUAUCAUGGGCCUCUACGCAUCCGUGGUGCUGGUGAUCGGGAAAUUCGUCCGCGAGUUCUUCAGCGGCAUCUCGCACUCCAUCAUGUUCGAAGAGCUUCCGUGCGUCGACCGCAUCCUCAAACUCUGCACCGACAUCUUCCUCGUGCGGGAAACCGGCGAGCUGGAGCUGGAGGAGGACCUGUACGCCAAACUCAUCUUCCUUUACCGCUCACCAGAGACCAUGAUCAAAUGGACACGGGAGAAAACCAAAUGAGCCUGCUGGGAUUGCCUGAAAUCCAAAGAUCCCAAAGAAGGAUGCUGCUUCCCACAGAAAUGCGGCGUUAAGACUGAGACAGAAACAAACUCGUCGCGAGAGGUUCAACCGCCUGCUACAAUGUGACCUACAGGUGAAACAGCUGUACCGAAGCAUCAGAUCAGGAAUUGAGGCGUUGAUGCGCUCUAGCACCACCUGUCUGUCGGGAGCCUCGAACGGGAGCUUCGUAAUCGCGCGUCGUGCAAUAUACUGUCCUGGUAGCUGGCCGUAAACUUGAACAAAGGAGACAGUGACUGAACACUAGCCACUUUUUCUUCAGAGAAAACUGGACCCAGAAGUGCUCGGGUUCAUUAAACGACAUGACAUUAAAACGAUGAUCUAUCCUAGCUUGAUUUUUAGGCUUGAACGGAGGACUUGAAGGGUUCUCAGGAAGAGUAUCCGCUCACGGGACGAUCCUUUACUGACAAUCGUGUGAUUGUGGAUCAAUAUCAUGAGCAUAAAGCACAUUCUGGAAACCAACUAUUGUCUGUUGCACUUU
Labeo rohita (rohu) is the source of this 9637-nucleotide messenger RNA. Its product is annotated as piezo-type mechanosensitive ion channel component 2. The coding region runs from base 610 to 9099 and encodes 2829 amino acids. Gene Ontology annotation, cellular component: plasma membrane. Gene Ontology annotation, molecular function: monoatomic cation channel activity; mechanosensitive monoatomic ion channel activity. Gene Ontology annotation, biological process: regulation of membrane potential; detection of mechanical stimulus; cellular response to mechanical stimulus. The transcript has 52 exons. Lineage: Eukaryota; Metazoa; Chordata; Actinopteri; Cypriniformes; Cyprinidae. The record is from RefSeq and is a predicted model, not a curated record.